This is a messenger RNA of Parascedosporium putredinis, 2214 nucleotides long. The record is from the annotation of a GenBank genome assembly. NCBI's taxonomy places the organism in Eukaryota, Fungi, Ascomycota, Sordariomycetes, Microascales, Microascaceae.
AUGGCAGAGACUUUGAGUCGAGAUGGGGUACGACACCACGGCGGCGGCCGCCGCAGCAGCGACCGUCACCUCGCCGUCCUCGUCACCCUGGCAAAGGCCGAGCGCACCGCGAAUCUCGUCAUCGACAUCCGCGAGUUUGAAAAGGUCCUCGCUCCUCACCCUGUUGUCCUCGGCAUGCCCGGCCGCCGCCUGUGGGACAGCUUCCUCCAGAAGCUCUGGGAGAUUGGCUCCCUCGACGCCAUGCACGAAUUCUUCUCCCGCCUGCGCUUGCUCCUCCAGCCCACCAAGGAGGAGUUGCGCCGUAUCGCCGAGGAGACGGGCGUUGCGCCAGACGCGGACCCCCGGGCAGCGGGAUCCGCCUCUGCAAAACCUCGGUCUUUGGUAUCUUUGUCCGCAGGUGUCAGCUCGACCUACCGCCCACUAGAGGACCCCGGCUUUGAGGAUCUGGCCGCCGCCGUGUACGGAGAUGGCCUCGCAGGAUGCUCCGCUGGGUCGUUUCCCAUCAGUACUGAUGAUCUCGAAGGGUUACUGGAGUUUCAAGUCGAGCAGAUGCAAAGACAGCGCGGUAACGCCAAGCGUCUCUCAUUACGUCCGCUUUUGGACAGUUGGAGGGCCGGGGACCUACCCAACGCGUUUGACUACCUCCACCGCUACUUCGAUUACACCAUGCAGAACCGCGACCGGCUCUUCUACCAGUACGCCCUCAUGAACCUGGCCGUCCUGCAGGCCGAGUUUGGCUGCUACACCGAGGCCGUCGAUGCCAUGCUGCAGACCGUAUCCACCGCCAGGGAGAACCGUGACAUGACGUGCCUCAACUUUGCCCUCAACUGGCUCUUCCACUUUGGCCGCGCUCACCCCGCCCUCGUCCGUCACAUCGACCCGGCUAGCACCCUCGGCUCCGCCAAGGAGACGCUCGCCUUUCUGCGCGUCCGCGCCAAGGAGACGGGCAUGUGGACCCUCUGGAGCAGCGUCCUCCUCAGCGAGGCCAAGCUCGCCCUCUCCAACGGCGAGAGCGUGGCCACCGCUCUCGAAAAUGUCGUACGCAGCUCCCAGGUCAUUGUCGAGCGCAACGCUCGCGCAAUGUUCGCCCCCACCUCAUGCUCGUCGCCUCCCUCUGGGACCGCCUCGGCCUCUCCGCCCUCUCCGCCGCCACCUGCGAGGCUUGCCAUGGACCUCGCCGGUCGCGGCCGCUACGACGACGCCCUGCGCCUUCUUGACGACAAGGUGAACCCUGUGGGCGAGACUAGCGGCGUGUCCACCUCUAUGUCGCCGCCCUCCGCAUCCUCCUCCCACCAGGCCCUCCGUGCCGAGAAGACGCAGCAGUACUGGCGCAAGCACCGCGGCAUCAUCAAGCUCCGCCGCGACCUCGCCCGUGAAGACCUUGACGGAGCUUCGGACCUGCUCUCCCAGCUCCUGCAGUCCAAAUUUGACGACCUGGAGCCCGACAUGGCCCUAUCCAUUGACCUCUUGCACGUGGAUUACCUCGUGCGCCGCGGGGACCUCUCCCGCGCGUUCUCCCUCGUCGAAGACCUGUUGUCUCGAACCUCAGACGAUGUUCCUGAAUCGCCGGCCACCAACGUCCCCUCCUCUUCCUCUAGCAGCGGCAAUGCGGGCGACACGGCCCCCACAACAACAACAACAACAACAACAACGACGACGACGACGAAUACCGCCACUUCUACUACAGCGACCACGGCCACGACGCCAACGCCCGACAUCUCCCACCGUAUCAGACUUCUCCUCGCCAAGGCCUCCCUUUAUAUCAAGGCAAACCAACCCUCUCGGGCUUUCUCGCUCGCCACCCGCGCUGCCUCCCUAUCCCACCGCGCUCGCCUCCUCCCUCUCCUCUGGCGCUCCGUCGCCGUCCUCUCCGCCAUCCUCACCUCCCUCUCCGAGUUUACCGCCUCUGCUCGCCUCCUCUCCGCCACCCUCCCCGCGCUCUCGAUCUUCGCCAUUAUCGGCGGUCCCUCGUCCCGCCUCAUCGUCAUCUGCGUCUUCCUCCUCCCCCGCUGUCGGGCCCUCGACCGCGCCUUCAAGUACUAUUCCGAUGUGGGCGAAGCCCGCGCCGCCAGGGAGGUUAUCGCCAAGCGCGCAGCCAUCAUGAAAAUCCUCGGCGACAAAGCUCUCGCCGCGCAGUACUCGGCCAAGUAUGUGGCCCUCCUUGAGAAGGAGGAUGCUAGGCGGAAGGGUGUGCAGGUAGCGGGACGGAGCUGA